GAACGCAUACAAGCGGACCAAGCGCCACGCCUACCCUGCUCUCUGAUAGGCCUAUUCAAUUACGCACAUCCUAUUCUCUCCUGAGUCCUGAGAGUCAUCUGAAAGUGAAAGUACGCAACGCUUGCACUGUUAUUUUUCGCUUAAUAAAUAGAUAUUGUAGGAUUUGCCGAAACAUGUCCAGAGGGCUACGCAAUCUGAGUGAGUGCUUUCUGCCGGACAAAUCCGGUGCGCGGAAGAGGAGCCGCGAGAUUGAUGCCAUGCUGAAACGAGACCGGCAAGUGGGGACUAUGAUCUUACUGUUCGGCUCGGAAAAGAGCGGAAAAGCAACUUUCCUUAAACAAAUGCGUAUUGUUAAGGGAGCCGAGUUCAACCAUGAAGAGCUGCUUGAAUUCAGAGAAGCAAUUUACGACAACAUUAUACGGGGUAUGAGAGUGUUGGUUCAAGAAAGAAAGAAACUGGGCAUUCCUUGGCAAAACUCAGCCAAUGAGAUGCACGAGAUGUUAAUUGAAUCUUUUGAGUGGAGAAAGAACUUUGAGCCCAGUGCAUUUCAACCUUAUGUUAGCGCUAUUGAUUCUCUCUGGAAGGAUUCUGGGAUUCAAGAAGCUCAUCGCAGCAGGACCGACUUUGAGCUGUAUGAAUCAGUAAAGUACUACUUUGACAACAUUCAUCGUAUUGGCCAACUGAACUACUUGCCACACAAUCAGGACAUUCUUUAUACACACAAAUAUCGGAGCAUAAAAAAGCAUUAUUUUGUUCUCCGUGAUAGCCCUUUCCUUGUUGCAGAAUGGGGUUUGAGAGAACCUUUGUCUCGGAUAUUUCGUAUCAAGCAUCCAAUCCUCUAUAUUAUUGGAUCCAGUGAUUAUGACCGAAUUUGUAACGAGUACAACUGCCUGGUUCAGUCAUUGUAUAUAUUUACGUCCCUCUACAAUAAAAAUAUGUUCCUCAACGACAUCAUCAUCCUCUUCUUUAACAAAAUGGACCUGCUGGCAGAAAAAGUACAGACUGCAGAUAUCCGGAAGCAUUUUCCUGAGUUCCAAGGUGAUCCUCACAGGCUGGAGGAUGUGCAGGAAUUCUUGAUUCAAAGUUUUAAAGAGAGGACAGGGAAUUACAGCAGGCCGGUUUUCUAUCACAUGAUCACUGCAGUGGACAUAGACAAUUUUCGUGAUGUGUUCAAGACUGUUGAAGACACAAUAAUGCGCAGGAACCUCAACGGAUUUCCUAUCCUGUAAGACAGGGUUUCCCAAAAGGAGGUUUAUGAGUUGCUGAAAAGCAAAUGAAUCACAAUAUAUGACAAAAAUAAUUGCAAUAUAAACAUUUGGCCAAGUUGUGCAGCCCUUUUUUUUUUUUUUUU
Ctenopharyngodon idella (grass carp) is the source of this 1351-nucleotide messenger RNA. Its product is annotated as guanine nucleotide-binding protein subunit alpha-12. Gene Ontology annotation, cellular component: heterotrimeric G-protein complex; brush border membrane. The coding region runs from base 174 to 1229 and encodes 351 amino acids. Gene Ontology annotation, molecular function: GTPase activity; D5 dopamine receptor binding; G-protein beta/gamma-subunit complex binding. Lineage: Eukaryota; Metazoa; Chordata; Actinopteri; Cypriniformes; Xenocyprididae. The transcript is spliced from 5 exons. Gene Ontology annotation, biological process: adenylate cyclase-modulating G protein-coupled receptor signaling pathway; Rho protein signal transduction. The record is from RefSeq and is a predicted model, not a curated record.